AUGGAAGAUAUCGAGAAACAACUUGAAAUUGUACAGAAUGAGAUCUUAGAAGAAGACGAAGGAGGACAAAUAGAUGAAGAUGGAACAAAAGAAACCAAAGAAAUUCCAGAUAGACCCGAAGAAUAUAAACAAGAAACAGACGAAAACAAACCAGUUCCUGGUGAUCAAGAAGGGGAAUUCAUUGAGCCAACAGGAAAACUACUACAAUGUCGAAAGGACUUCAAUGAAUUUCAAAUCUGUUGA
Molecule: messenger RNA, 243 nt
Organism: Trichomonas vaginalis G3
Lineage: Eukaryota; Parabasalia; Trichomonadida; Trichomonadidae
Product: nuclear chaperone required for maturation and nuclear export of pre-60s ribosome subunits
Exons: 1
Coding region: 1-243 (80 amino acids)
Source: RefSeq, a predicted model, not a curated record